GAGAGAUGGCUGCCCGCCUGGGAGGCUGCCGAUUGGAAGUCCUGCAAUGUUCGGACCGGCAACUGUGUGCCUGCUGCCGAUAAAAGCUUCCUUCCCUUCGUUGGAGGUCACGGUACGUAACUCUGCCGCGCGCCUUCCUCCAGAUCAUCACUCUGCCUCCAAUUGAUUCCAUCAAGUGGCAGGAAUGCCUUGCUCUUGCCGUCUGAGUGCAGUUGGACCUUCCUUAUUCAGAGAUGCAUUGUCAGCAUCGGCUCAUGAGUGCUUUGCUCCAAGUCAAAGGCUCACCGCCUCAAAGCCCGGUUGCAUUAAAAAGGUUAUGCUUCAAUCGGGUACACGGUAUCAUUCAAUCGGACAAGCCCCACAUGACCGUUUGACGUUCGCAGUGGAUCCCUCCAGAGUCUCCACACUAACCCGACCUCCAACUUCCACUUUGACUUUCACCUCUUUUCCUUCUCCAACCACUGAACCACUUGACCGCAUUGCAUCCAUUUCUGCAACUUUGCGAGUCUGCGAACGACGUCCAGUUUGCAGACCGCAAGGAGGAUUCUCACAGAAGGCUGACUGCGCCAACGAACCGUUCGCAAGAGAACACGAUAUCCAUACCGUAACUCCGUCUUCGGACUCGUCAACCAGCUCGAGCUGUGCUUCAGUCAGACGAUGGAGGGCGCGGGAUGCCGGACAUCCAAGACACAUCUCGGCAGCUCAGCUUACACAGUAUCGAGCCGGUAGAUGUACUAGCGAAGAUGCAUAUCUGCCAUCCUGGCCGAUACAACAAUUUCGUUGCCCGAGAAAGGGCCUAUUUUCUCUUCUUGCCCGACAUGUCUCCAGCGUCGCUCUCGCUUGUACUUUUGGGACGAACUGAUGGGGCCUCUGUGUCAUUUAUCAAACACCCACAGGACGAAACAAGAAGAUCACUGGUGAAUGUCCACCUCGUCACCACAUAUCUCGAAUAUUUCCGCGUAUCCAGCUAGAACCGCCAAGGAGGCUCGAUCCCCCAGUGGCCCCCCAACGGGCAAGGCGCCUGUCUCACCGGCCCUGUCACUCAACCCCGGUCACCGACCGUCCUACGGCUAGCAGCCGACAUGCGUAACCAAGAUUUGCACUCUGAGGUUGAGGUGACAGCUCGACUUGGACCGUCUCUUCUUGAACGAGUACUUUGGGCCCAGACCGAGACUGGGGCCUGAAUCUGGACUGGAUCAGCCCUCAACUUGCCCUUCUGCCCAAAAACAGA
Neurospora tetraspora is the source of this 1231-nucleotide messenger RNA. RefSeq lists its product as uncharacterized. NCBI's taxonomy places the organism in Eukaryota, Fungi, Ascomycota, Sordariomycetes, Sordariales, Sordariaceae. The coding region runs from base 185 to 862 and encodes 225 amino acids. The transcript has a single exon. The record is from RefSeq and is a predicted model, not a curated record.